Lentinula edodes (shiitake mushroom) is the source of this 876-nucleotide messenger RNA. RefSeq lists its product as uncharacterized. NCBI's taxonomy places the organism in Eukaryota, Fungi, Basidiomycota, Agaricomycetes, Agaricales, Omphalotaceae. Bases 1 to 876 code for a protein of 291 amino acids. The record is from RefSeq and is a predicted model, not a curated record. The transcript has a single exon.
AUGGCCGAUGUCGUCAGUGGGCUAACCAUCCGACUCCCUCCACUCUCUCAAGUACAAUUAAAAAAACCAGGGCCAAAAUCGUCGAUAGAUACCACUGUUCACCGAUCGACGUCUUUCAUCAUUCUCUCCAACCCAGCGUUGACUGAUGCGGAGAAAGAGAAGGCCAUCCGAGAAAUGGCUCUGAGAGGUCAUUUCCCCUUGAAGCCGAAUCACCAACCCGGAGAAGUUGAGCGUUUGAUCAGGUUCUUGAACGAGGGGUCGAAGAUGAUUGCGUUCGGUCCACACAGAAUCAUUUGUCAUUGCGGCCAAGCGAUUAGUUUGGAUAAUAGGACUUAUUAUGCUUGGGGCAACUGGAACAAGCACCAAAGCGGACCAUGUCCCGGUCCUAGAUCUAAUGAGGAUAAGGAGAACCUGGGCUCCUUCAAUGCAAAUGAGCAGGGCUCAUCCGCCUGCAAGGUAGACGAUACCAAAGGCAGCGAAGAAUACCUCGAAGGCGACGUAGACAAUGCGCGAAUGGGUUUCGAUGUCGCGGCUACGACCCAACAACGUCCUAUAGUUCAAAUAAACUAUCCAGUUCCAUAUAUCGAACCCACUGCUUUCCAUGCGAGACUUACUCUGCCCCAUGAUACUGUCUGUGAUACAGACUUGUCCAGGCAUCCGCUCGAGCUGGCUCAGGUGCUCUGCGAGCUUCCCACCAAGCUUGUUAUCUUCUCUCCUAUAGGCGAAGACAUGACUGCAGUCUCGAUUUUGGCAUCAAUGAGGAUUGAUGCACUCGAACAUCGUCGGGCUGCGCGCGCUGGUCGAAAAUAUUCCCCAGUGGGUGCGAUUCGACCUCGCAUCUUUCCGUCAAAAGGCCAGUACGAUACCGAUCCUUGA